ACACGCAUGAUAUUGUUAUGUUUUAUGUAAUGUCUCCUGGCAUAUUAUUAAGAAAUAAUGUUCAGUCAGCUUGUCAGUUUCCAAACAAUACUUAGGAUGUGAACCUACUAACGUUGGAAGAUGUACAUUAUAUCUAUCCACACUGACACAUUCCACAGGCACAUGAGCCUACUGAUGUUGGUACAAAAUACAGGCACAUUGACAUAUUCACAUUUGUACAUGAAACUACUCACAUUAAUAUAUGUACAUGAACCUUCUCACAUUUGUACAUGUACAUGAACUUGUUCAAACUUGUAUAUUUAUAAUAUACCUUCUCAUAAUGGUACAUUAUAUAGACAUAUGAACCUCCUCACAUUUAUACAUGUACAUACAUACUUGUAAACCUACUUUCAUUAGUGUAUUAUAUAGGCACUUAAACCUACUCAUAUUUUACGUGUACAUUGAAAAGUACUCUCAUUACAUGUACAUGAACCUAUUCAUAAAAGAACAUAAACCUACUUGCAUUUGUACAUCAACUUACUUACAUUUGUACAUGUACUUGAACCUGCUCACAUUUGUACAUGUACAUGAAUCUACUCACAUUUGUACUUCAUACAGGCACAUGUACCUACUCUCACUGGUACAUGUACAUGAACCUGCUCACAUUUGUACUUCAUACAGGCACAUGUACCUACUCAUAUUGGUACAUCUACAUGAACCUGCUCACAUUUUACAUGUACAUGAAUCUACUCACAUUUGUACUUCAUACAGGCACAUGUACCUACUCACACUGGUACAUGUACAUGGACCUGCUCACAUUUGUACUUCAUACAGGCACAUGUACCUACUCACACUGGUACAUGUACAUGGACCUGCUCACAUUUGUACUUCAUACAGGCACAUGUACCUACUCACACUGGUACAUGUACAUGAACCUGCUCACAUUUGUACUUCAUACAGGCACAUGUACCUACUCAUAUUGGUACAUCUACAUGAACCUGCUCACAUUUUACAUGUACAUGAAUCUACUCACAUUUGUACUUCAUACAGGCACAUUUACCUACUCACAUUGUUACAUGUACAUGAACCUGCUCACAUUACAAAGGCACUUGAACCUAACCACUGUUUAUUAUAUGUUUACAUUUAUGCCUGAUCACAUGGAUAGAUACACAUAAUAGCAGUACAACAUAGAUUCUUAUCAAAAUGUUACAUGUUACCCCAUAACAAUAACACCAUAUACAUGUAACACAACUCGCAUUGACAUAUCUACAACUUGUUUACCUUCUUCCUCAUCUCAACCAGUGUUGAUUAACUGUGUGAUCUGCAUGCCAGUUGCCUGUCUGGAACAAUCAUUUUAGUUUUCGCUUUCUCUCGAGAAGUAUCUUUACUAUUUACUUUUCUCAUACAGAAUUGCUUACUAUUUAAAAGUUGUCCAUAUUACACUUAAUUUAUCUGUUGUUUUCUUUAGAAGUGUUUUAUGGCUGUUUUAAAGUUAAAAAUUCAAUAUUUAUUGGUAUGUUCUUUGGAAGAAUCUUACUAAUGUCUGUCUGAAACUGUCCCAAGAAUGUUAAGAAGUAAUUUUAAUGGAAAUGCUGGCAACAUGCAGCUGUUCAACAGAAAAAGUAAUAGUUUCUUCAGCCAGUGCCAAUCUGUAUACUUUUGCAGCAAAAACUUUGAAUAUAUGUAGGUGGCAAAAAUUCUUUUUAGCUCAACUGUCACGUGACAGGGUAAACUUUUGUGAUCUAUUUUGUCCGUCGUCUGUCCGUCGGCCGUCCGUUCACAAUUUCUUGUGAACAGGACAGAGACCACAUUUUGCAAUCAAUUUUUAAUCAAACUUGCACACAACUUGUAUUGGCAUAAUAUCUAGGUUCCUUUCGAAAACUGGCCAGAUCCCAUCAUGGGUUCCAGAGUUAUGGCCCCUUAAAGGGCCAAAAUUUGCUAUUUUUGGCUUGUGAACACAAUAGAGACAAUAUUUUGCAAUCAACUUUAAUAAAACUUGCACACAACUUGUAUUGGCAUAAUAUCUCAGUUCCUGUUGAAAACUGGCCCAAUCCCAUCAUGGGUUCCAGAGUUAUGGCCCCUUGAAGGGCCAAAAUUUGCUAUUUUUACCUUGUGAACACGAUAGAGACCACAUUUUGCAAUCAACUUAAUUAAACUUGCACACAAUUUGUAUUGGCAUAAUAUCUCAGUUCCUUUUGAAAACUGGCUAGAUCCCAUCAUGGGUUCCAGAGUUACGGCCCCUUAAAGGGCCAAAAUUUGCUAUUUUGGCUUUUGCAGCCAUACAGAGACUUCAUUUAUGGUUUGAUUUGAUACAAACUUGCAAAAUAUCUUCAACAACAAUAAAUCUUGGAUUCCAUGAUGAAUCUGUCAGAUCCAAUCAUAGGUUCCGGAGUUACGUCCCCUGACUGACCACUGAAAGAGCAAAAAAAAAUUAAUUUUUACCUUGUGAACAUGAUAGAAGUGACAUUUUAUAUUUGCUUUUAACCACAUUUACACACAACUUAAGUCACAAUAAGAUCUUUGUUCUUUUCGAAAUCCGGCUAGAUUCCCUCAUGGGUUCUAGAGUUACUGCCCCUGAAAGGGGCAAAAUUUUCUAUUUUGGCCCUUUCAGCCAUAUAGGGGUUUCAUUUAUGCUUUGAUUUGAUACAAGCUUGCAUAGAAUGAUUAUCUGGAUGAUCUCUUGGCCUGGAUCGUAACUGGGUCAUGUCGGGCCAAAAAUUAGGUCAUCAGGUCAAAUCAAAGGAAAAGCUUGUUAACACUCAAGAGGCCACGUUUUUUGGUCCAAUCUUAAAUGAAAAUUGGUCAGAAUAUUUGUCUCCAUGAAAUCAAUAGGUAAAACAUGUUUAGACUGUUAUUGUAUAUUACUCAGCGACUUAGGGCCAUCUUGGCCCUCUUGUUAUACAGUAAAUGCUGCUGAAAUACAGUAAUUUUUAAAUUAUUGAAAUAAGAAAUGUUGUGCAUUUUCCCUUUAUGGUUCAGAUACAAGCAGUUUCUACAUCUUUUUGAAUAUGAAUGGAGUGAAAUUGUUCCCUUUUUGAUUCUAAGUAACAUUAUUUUUAGAUCUUUUCAACAGGAAUGGUGUGUGUGUUCCCUUUCUGACUUUUAUACAAGCAAUUUUCAGAUUGUUUCUAAAAAGGAAUGGUGUGCCUUUUCCCUUUUUGGUUUUUAGCUUGACUAUACAAAGUAUGGAGAGCUAUCCUACUAGACCCGGCGUCGGUGUUGGCGUCGGCGUCCUUCAGUGUCCACAAUUUGGAUAAAGUUUCUCUUUAUCUUUGUUAUUACUUGAUGAAUUUGCUUCAAACUUUAAAUGGUUGUUCCUCAUAAUCACCCACAUCAUAUGGCACAAGGAUCAUAACUCUAGCACCAAUAUUUCAUGAACUAUCCCCCUUUUUACUUAGAAUUUCAGGUUAAAGUUUUGGUGCACUUCCACUUUUUCUCAGUUAUUACUAAAUGGAUUCGAUCCAAACUUAAAAUAGUUGUUCCACAUCAUCACACAUCAUUUGACACAAGGGCCAUAACUGUGACACCUGUAUUUUAUGAGUUAUCCCCCUUUUGUACUUAAAAUUUCAGGUUGAAGUUUUGAUGCACUUUCACUUUAUCUCUGUUAUUACCAAAUGGAUUUGAUUCAAACUUAAAACAGUUGUACUAUAUCAUCAUCCACAUCAUAAUUAUGAUACUAGUGCCAUAACUCUUCCACCAAUAUUUCAUGAAUUAUGCCCACUUUUUACUUAGAAUUUCAGGUUAAUUGUGGUGCACUUUCUCUAUAUCUUUGUCAUUACUUAAUGAAUUUGAUCAAAACUUAAAUUAGUUUUUUCAGGUCAUCAUCCGCCUCAUAUGGCACAAGGUCAGUCACUCUGGCACAAAUGUUUUAUGAAUUAUAUCCCCUUUUUACUUAGAAAGUUUAAUUUUGAUGCUUUUUAUAUCUCUGCUGUAGCUAAAUGGAUUUAAUCAAACUUAAAAUGGUUGUUCCACAUCAUCACUCAUAUCAUACUGUUAUACAAGUUCGAUAAUGCCGGCACCAGUAUGUUCUGAGUUAUGCCCGCUUUUUACUAACAGAAUUUCUGAUUCAAGUUGUGAUGCACUUUUGUUGUAUCUCCAGUAUUACUAAAUAAAUUUGAUUAAAACUUAAGAUAGUUGUUCCGAAUUAUUAGCCGCAUAAUAUGACACAUGAUGCAUUACUUUUGCAGAAGUUUUCCAUGAAUUAUGUUCCUUUUAUACUGAUUUAAAUUUUUGAGACUGAAGCUAUUGUCCAAUAUCUUCAUCCACAUUUGAGUUAUUAAACACUCCAGUGACAGCUCCAGCUUCCUCAGAUGUACCCAAUUUCACUAUCCAGCAUCAAAAUAGUUGAGCACACUGUCUCCUGUGACAGCUCUUGUUGUACAACUAGUUUUUAGACAUUUUGUAACAGAAAAGAUGUGUAUUUACUUUUUUUGUCGAGCCCGCUUGCGGAAGCGAAAACAUAGUUGUCCAAAUAGCUGUUUGGUGUAUGUGCAUGCAUGCGUCCGUCCGUGCAUGUGUGAAUCUGUCCGUGUGUCUUUCCAGUUUUUCUGGACCAUAACUUUGACAUGCAUGGAGCAAUCUUGUUUAUAUCUGGCAUGAAUGUUAACCUCUAUAAGACAAAGUGUCUUGUGUAAACCCCAGGUUCCUAUCUCAAAGGUCAAGGCCACAGUUAGAGGUCAAAGGUCAUGUCAGAUCUUGUCUGGCCAUAACUUUGACAUGCAUUGAGGAAUCUUGUUUAUAUUUGGCAUAAAUGUUUAACUUAACCCAGGCUGCUAUCUAAAAGGUCAAGGUCACAGGGGUCAAAGGUCAUUUUAGAGCUUGUCCAGGCCAUUUGUUCACCUCUGUGAAACGGAGUGUAAUGUGGGUCUGUAUCUCAAAGGUCAAGGUCAUACUUGGGGGUCAAAAGGUCAUUUAAGGCUAUUUGGCAUAAAUGUUUGCCUCAUUAAGACAGAGUGUUGCGUGCAACUCCCAGACCACUACCUUAAAGCUCAAAAUCAUACUUAGAGGUCAAAGGUCAAAACAUGAUGCUGUAAGUCCUUUUGACACCUGGCGGGCUCGACAUGUUGCCCGUGGGCAUCCUGUGGUUCUUAUAUAUGAACUUUUGGUCUUUUGAAAUAAGAACAGUGUGUUUUACCCUUUUUGGUAAGGUACAAGAAUAUAAAACUGUUCAGAAACCCAGGUAAGACAGUAACCUUACCAUUGGUUUUAUAUUAUGUUAAAAUUUCACAAAGAAUAAAAAAGAUGAUAAAACUUUCAUGAAGAAUAAAAAAUUAGAUAUAAAAAUACCUUACCAUUAGUUAAUAUCAGAUUGUUCUCAGAAGUAACCAGUCAGAUACUGGUCUCCUUUCUGGGCAAGGAUAGAUAAGGAAAGUAGUAUCAGAUGAGCAUUGUUUGGUGUUUGCAUUCAUACUGAUACAGGAUAUGAUAAGGUCAUUGUGUUUGAGACCUGUCGCUGUAAAAGGUAUCACAAACAGAAACUGCUUGCAUAAUCUUCUGAAUCAAGAUAUAGGGACAAGAUAGUGCUAUCUUAGUAUUAUUCAGCAGUGUCAUAUGUACUCCAUGCCCCCUACUUUUUGUGGUUUUCAGCUGAUAAAAAUUAGCUCAUCCAACAGAGCUUGAAAUUUCUGAAUGUUACUUCUUAUCCAUAUUCACAAUGAAAAAUAAGUAUGUAACAGGAAAAAUAGCAUGUAUAUGUAGUCAGUCGAGAAUAUAGUUAACUUUUUCUUUUAAUGUUUUGAUCAAGCAUUUCAAGUGGUCCACAUGCUAUUCUUCUAUUUUCUGACUGGAUUAUGCAAUUCUAGUUGUUCCCUGGCUGCUGCCCUUAUAUCUUCUAUGUUUGAAUCAAGCAAUUCAAGUGUUGCCCUGGCUAUUUUAGCAUAUUUUCUAUGUUUGGAUAAAGCAGUCCUAGUAUUGCCCUGGCUGUUUCCCUUAUAUUUUCUAUAUUUGGAUUAUGCAAUUCUAGUUGUGCCCUGGCUGCUUCCCUUAUAUUUUCUAUGUUUGGAUCAUGCAAUUCUAGUGGAGCCCUGGCUGUUUCCCUUAUAUUUUCCAUGCUUGGAUCAUGCAAUUCUAGUGGUGCCCUGGCUGUUUCCCUUAUAUUUUCCAUGUUUUUAUCAAGCAAUUCUAGUGGUGCCCUGGCUGUUUCUCUUAUAACUUUGUUGUUUGGAUCAUGCAAUUCUAGUGGUGCCCUGGCUGUUUCCCUUAUAUCUUCGUUGUUUGGAUCAUGCAAUUCUACUUGUGCCCUGGCUGUUUAUUUUAUAUCUUCAUUGUUUUGAUAAUGCAAUUCAAGUUGUGCCGUGGCUGCUUCCCGUAUAUCUUCGUUAUUUGGAUCAUGUCAUUCUAGUGGCACACUGGCUGUUUCAUUAUUUUCUAUGUUUGAUUCAAACAAUUCUAGUGUUGCCCUGGCUGUUUCCCUUACAUUUUCUAUGUUUGGAUCAUGCAAUUCUGGUGAUGCCCUGGCUGUUUCCCUUAUAUUUCCUAUGUUUUGAUCAUGCAAUUAUAGUAUUGCCCUGGCUGUUUCCCUUAUAUUUCAUAUGUGUUGAUCAUGCAAUUCUAGUGUUGCCCUGCCUGUUUCCCUUAUAUUUCCUAUGUGUUGAUCAUGCAAUUCUAGUGUUGCCCUGGCUGUUUCCCUUAUAUUUCCUAUGUUUGGAUCAUGCAAUUAUAGUAUUGCCCUGGCUGUUUCCCUUAUAUUUUCUAUGUUUGGAUCAUGCAUUUCUAGUGUUGCCCUUGCUGUUUCCUUUAUAUUUUCUGUUUUUAGCUCACCUGUCACAAAGUGACAAGGUGAGCUUUUGUGAUCACGUGGCGUCUGUCGUCCAUGCGUCCGUCCGUAAACUUUUGCUUGUGACCACUCUAGAGGUCACAUUUUUCAUGGGAUCUUUAUGAAAGUUGGUCAGAAUGUUUAUCUUGAUGAUAUCUAGGUCAAGUUCGAAACUGGGUCACGUGCCAUCAAAAACUAGGUCAGUAGGUCAAAUAAUAAAAAAACCUUAUUUUUCAUGGGAUCUGUAUGAAAGUUAGUCUGAAUGUUCAUCUUGAUGAUAUCUAGGUCAGCUUCGAAACCGGGUCAGCUAUGGUCAAAAACUAGGUCAGUAGGUCUAAAAAUAGAAAAACCUUGUGACCUCUCUAGAGGCCAUACUUUUCAACGGAUCUUCAUGAAAAUUGGUCAGAAUGUUUACUUUUAUGAUAUCUAGGUUAAGUUCGAAACUGGGCUCGUGCCAUCAAAAACUAGGUCAGUAGGUCAAAUAAUAAAAAAAAACUUGUGACCUCUCUAGAGGCCAUAUUUUUCAUGGGAUCUGUAUGAAAAUUGGUCUGAAUGUUCGUCUUGAUGAUAUCUAGGUCAAGUUCGAAACCGGGUCAACUGCGGUCAAAAACUAGGUCAGUAGGUCUAAAAAUAGAAAAACCUUGUGACCUCUCUAGAGGCCAUACUUUACAAUGGAUCUUCAUGAAAAUUGGUCAGAAUGUUCACCUUGAUGAUAUCUAGGUCAAGUUCGAAACUGGGUCACAUGCCAUCAAAAACUAGGUCAGUAGGUCCAAUAAUAAAAAACCUUGUGACCUCUCUAGAGGUGAUAUUUUUCAUGGGAUCUGUUCGAAACUGGGUCAACUGCGGUCAAAAACUAGGUCAGUAGGUCUAAAAAUAGAAAAUCCUCUUGACCUCCCUAGAGGCCAUAUUUUACAAUGGAUCUUCAUGAAAAUUGGCCAGAAUGUUCAUCUUGAUGAUAUCUAGUUCAAGUUUGAAACUGGGUUACGUACGGUCAAAAACUAGGUCAGUAGGUCUAAAAAUAGAAAAAAAUUGUGACCUCUCUAGAGGCCAUAUUUUUUCAUGAGAUCUUCAUGAAAAUUGGUGAGAAUGUUCACCUUGAUGAUAUCUAGGUCAAGUUCAAAACUGGGUCACAUGCCUUCAAAAACUAGGUCAUUAGGUCAAAUAAUAGAAAAACCUGGUGACUUCUCUAGAGGCCAUAUUUUUCAAUGGAUUUUCAUGAAAAUUGGUCAGAAUUUUUAUCUUGAUGAUAUCUUGGUCAAGUUCAAAACUGGGUCACAUGAGCUCAAAAACUAGGUCACUAUGUCAAAUAAUAGAAAAAACGACGUCAUACUCAGUUCAAAACUGGGUUUUGUGGGGACAGGUGAGUGAUUCAGGACCAUCAUGGUCCUCUUGUUAUCAUGCAAUUCUAGUGUUGCCCUGGCUGUUUCCCUUAUAUUUCCUAUGUGUUGAUCAUGCAAUUCUAGUGUUGCCAUGGCUGUUUCCCUUAUAUUUCCUAUGUUUGGAUCAUGCAAUUAUAGUAUUGCCCUGGCUGUUUCCCUUAUAUUUUCUUUGUUUGGAUCAUGCAAUUCUAGUGUUGCCCUUGCUGUUUCCCUUAUAUUUCCUAUGUUUGGUUCAUGCAAUUCUAGUGUUGCCCUGGCUGUUUCCUUUAUAUUUUAUGUUUUUAUCAUGUAGUUCUAGUGUUGCCCUGGCUGUUUCCCUUAUAUUUCCUAUGUUUGGAUCAUGCAAUUCUAGUGUUUCCCUGGCUGUUUCCUUUAUAUUUUCUGUUUUUAUCAUGUAGUUCUAGUGUUGCCCUGGCUGUUUUUCUUAUAUUUCCUAUGUUUGCAUCAAGCAAUUCAAUUGGAGCCCUGGCUGCUUCCCUAAUAUUUUCUAUGUUUGGAUCAAGCAAUUCUAGUGGAGGCCUGGCUGUUUCCCUUAUAUUUUCGAUGUUUGGAUCAUGCAAUUCUAGUGGAGCCCUGGCUGUUUCCCUUAUUUUUUCUCUGUUUGGCUUGCUAAUAACCCAUGAAAGGUUGAGCACUUUGCUAAUCUCGUUGCAACCUUAAGAUAUUUUAUCACUUGACUCAACAUUAGUUUUGUUGAUGACAUGUCUGGUUGUACAUAUCUAAAAAUAAUUUGAAAUUUCUUAGCAUAGAAUGUCUCCCUAAUGUAAACCCCAGAAUAUUGACAACAUCAUUGCCACAUAUUAUGAAUUUUUUUUUUAUAUAAUUAUUAAAUUUUUGUUAACUGCAUAAUUAUUGUAUAUUUUUCUUAGUUAUCUUCUAGUAUCUGGGAGUUGGCAGGAUUUUCCAUGAUUCAUUAACUCUAAAAACUUCUCAAUUUGGUUAAUAAUUAGUGACUUUUACAAGCACUUAUUUUGCAUGAUACUGUCAGAAAUGACUAGAUGUGAUUGGCUGAUAAAUCUAUUGUUUCUCCCUGGUUGCUCUGCUGAAAAUAUUUGGAAAAGCUACCUGUUCAACAUACCUGGCACCAGGGUUACAUUUGUAAUAGAAUUAAGAGAUAUGUGCAACUGUUUGUUAAUUGGAGCUAAUUGACUAGAAAGAAAGCAACAUUUAAGAAUAACAAUGGAAGUGAACUCAGCUAUUGUGGAAGUUAAAGCUUUAGACAGUGGUGUUAUCACUGAAGAUGAAGUUGGAAAAGCUAAUGCAGCUCCUGCUGGUGUCGGGGUCUAUUUACCCCACAUCUUCAGUAUACCAGUUGGACCAAAAAAAGAACUUGUUUCAGCAUCUGUGACAACACCAACUGGGAUAAGAGAUCAAGCCAAAAUUGACCACUUCAGAACAGGCCAUGUUACCCUGAGUUACCAACCGAGAGAAACUGGUCUCCAUAUCCUGCAUGUCUACUACGAUGACAAGAAAACCAAAGGCAGUCCUUACCAGUUUCACGCCCAUCCUCAUGACAGUAAAUAUGUGCAUGCGUUUGGACCAGGGCUAAGUCAUGGAACUGUGCACAGACCAGCAGAGUUCACAGUGGUAACAAAGGCAGCAGGGGCAGGUGGAGUGUGUAUUGCUGUGGAAGGCCCAUCUAAGGCCAAUAUCAAUUGCGUGGACAAUGAGGAUGGUUCUUGUUCUAUUACCUAUGUGCCCACAAGACCAGGAGAAUAUAAUAUCAUAGUGAAAAUGGGAGAGAAAAGUAUCCCUGGGUCUCCAUUUACUGCCAAAAUUUCUGAUGGGCAUCCAAUACGCGAGAUGCCAGAGAUCCCAACUAUACAAGGUGGAAGCUUCAGCAUGCAGUAUGAUGACAUAGAUAGUAUGAACGUGCACGAACUUGAUGCCACAGUGGAGACUCCGUCUGGGGAGAUACAGCCAUGUUCACUGAAAGUGCUACCUAACGGACAUUUAGGUUUUUCAUUUACACCAGUGGAAGCAGGGGAGCAUGAAGUUCGUGUUCAAAAACAUUUCAAACAUAUUCCUAACAGCCCUUUCAAAAUCAACAUAGAGUGUGCGGAACUGAGCAAAGGUCAUGCUGAUAAGGUCAAGGUCAGUGGUGAUGGCAUUAUCGAAGGAGUCACAAAUGUGCCGAAUGAGUUUAUAAUAGAUACAAGAGCAGCAGGAUAUGGUGAGCUGGGCCUAUCUAUGGAGGGUCCAAGGCGAAGUAAAGUUGAAAUGGAGCUAUAUGAUAACGAAGAUGGAACAUGCCGAGCAGUGUAUAAACCAACACAACCAGGACAUUUUGUUAUCAUGGUCAAGUAUGGGGGUGAAAAUAUUACAGGCAAUCCGUUUGAGAUAGAGGUUGAGGAACCUGCUGAGCCGAUGCCAGAAAGAUCUUUCAGAAGUGCAUCAAAACAGGGCCAAGAUUUGUGGGCAUAGGAACACUAAAUUUUAAGGUUUUAGAGAGCUGAAUUCAUAUUCAUCUAUGUGGUAUUAGGAACUAACAGAAAGUGAUGCUAUUUGAAUCCCAGUGAACUCUUCCCUCAUCAUAUAAAAACAAGCUGAAAAUGGACUGUGUGUGCAACACCUCUGUACAGAUGUAACUUUUUGAGACAUAUUAUGCACUACUAUACUUGACAGACAAUGUCGCCAGUAUUGCAACAAAAACACUGAGUUCUGUUUCAUCAUGUAAACCACAACACGUUAUCACUUUAAAGUCAGUUUUAAUGUUUGAAUUUCUGGGCCAGUAUUCAUCAAAACUUUAAGCCUGAAAUAGGACUUGAAAAUUUAAAAUUAAUUUUUGUCAGAUAUCUGUAACUGUUGUAUACAGAGUUUAAUGAAAGUUGGUACGAAUAUGGAAAAUAUUACAUUAAAAAGCUGUGCAAAGUUUUAGCAGUAUAAAUUUGUUGCAAAGGAAAUUAUGGAAAUGUUAAUUUGUAGAGGUUUAAAGCCUGUCUAAAUUUCAGAUUUGAAACGUUGGUAAAUAUGAACUGUAAAAUUCAGACACUCACUCACUAUGAAAUUAAUUUGCAGCUGAUCUUUUUUUCUUCAACUGAGCAGAUCAUUCAUUCAUUGCUGAAGCCAGUUGUCUGUCCUUUUAUUUUUAGUGAAUUUGUUUUGUUGUAAACUAGUCCUGGGUGUUAUCAUCUUUUGGUAAAUUUACUGAAUAUACCAUACAUACAUAAUCAUGACUAGCAGUUUCAGAUUCAAUGCAAAUAGAAGUGCCCCAGGAACAUGGAUCACAUUUGCUACCAUAGUAAUUUGUUUGUUUUUAAAAACCAACAACAAAAAAACAUAUUUUCUGACAAAAUCUUCAUAGCUUUUUAUUUGGUUUGAUUGUAAAUAGGUUGUAUAUAUUUCUGAUGUACCCAACCCCACCCACAUGGAUGUCUUUUUCCUGAUCGUGCAUAAUGUCUUUACAGCACGAGUGUCAUUGGCUUUAUAUAUAUUUGUUAGGAAGAUAUACAUGUAUUAUUAAUAAAUCGAGGGUUCAACGCAAUAAGGGCGUAUCUACAUAUGAUUAUUAUAUGUAGAUACGCCCUUAUUGCGUUGAACUCUCAAAAUGCAUUGCUAUA
This is a messenger RNA of Mercenaria mercenaria, 11672 nucleotides long. RefSeq names its product filamin-C-like. The transcript has 11 exons. Gene Ontology annotation, molecular function: actin filament binding. Gene Ontology annotation, biological process: actin cytoskeleton organization. The coding region runs from base 9292 to 10536 and encodes 414 amino acids. The record is from RefSeq and is a predicted model, not a curated record. Lineage: Eukaryota; Metazoa; Mollusca; Bivalvia; Venerida; Veneridae.